Messenger RNA from Alternaria burnsii, 951 nucleotides. RefSeq lists its product as uncharacterized. The transcript has a single exon. The record is from RefSeq and is a predicted model, not a curated record. The coding region runs from base 1 to 951 and encodes 316 amino acids. Lineage: Eukaryota; Fungi; Ascomycota; Dothideomycetes; Pleosporales; Pleosporaceae. Gene Ontology annotation, cellular component: mitochondrion.
AUGGGGGAAGAACAAGCCAGCGGUAUGAACACACCUGCAGACACCGCGCCUAAGGUUGUAACACCUUCAAUUGCAAUUCCCAAACCCAAGCUGCCGCUGCCUGCAAUGCGCACACCCACUACCUCGACCGACACACCUCGCGAAUGGAAUACCUCCAAGCUCGGUCUACGCAUCGGCGUCGACGUCCUCUCAGCAGGUGCAGCAGGGACACUCGUCGCACCCAUCAUAACCAUGAUCGAUAAAGGCAUAAUCGAAAACGCAAGUGGCAGGAACACAUUGGGCGUCAGUCUGAAGAAGAGUGCUGUGGAGUUACUAGCAAGACCCCACCACUUUGUGGGAAGCAAGCCCUUCAUUCUCAUCUUCAGUCUGUAUUUCGGAACCUACUUUACGGCGAACAGUAUCGAUACAGCUUCUGCGACCGUAAAGCCUACACAAGGGUUACAGGAGCAGACGAGCGGGACGAGCAAGUUUCUAGCUACGAGUACAACAAAUCUAGCGUUGUGUCUGUACAAGGACAACCAGUUUACGCGGCUUUUUGCUGCGCCGGGAUCGUCUCCACGGCCUGUUCCAUUGCCGACCUUUGCGCUUUUUACAGUUCGCGAUUGUCUUACUAUUUUUGCUUCUUUCAACUUGCCGCCCUUGCUCGCGCCGAAGGUAGACGAGCGCAUGGGCGAGGAAGUAAAGAAGUAUGUUGGAGCGCUGAGCGUUGCGCAGUUUGUUACGCCUGCUGCUGUUCAGCUUGUGAGCACGCCUUUGCAUUUGCUGGGUCUCGAUCUGUACAAUAGGCCUGAUGCUGCGGUGGGUGGUGUUGAUGGAAGAGCGGGUCGCGUUGUGAGGGAUUGGGCCAAGAGUGCUGCAGCAAGAAUAUGUCGUAUUGUACCUGCGUUUGGUGUUGGGGGUGUGGUUAACACCAAGGUACGAAAGAACAUGAUGCGAAGGCUUGAAGAGUAG